ACCUAUAAACAACCGCCAUCCUUUCCUCACUUUUCAAAAUCGAACACUCCAAACUUUCAAAAUUUCAAUCAAAUAGAUUUACACAGUUAAUCUCUCAAUUAGCUUCGCAACAAACAUUAAUGGCGGAUCAAUACAACCACCACGAGAUCAACAAGAGCGGUGAGCCGCCCGCCCCUAAGGCUGGCGAUCGCGGGCUGUUCGAUUUUGCGGGCAAGAAAGAGGAGGGCGGCGAAUUUGAUGAGAAAGUUAAGGUUUCAGAGGAAGAUUCGAAGAAGCAUCAAACCCUCGGAGAGAAGCUUCAGCGAUCAAACAGCUCCUCCAGUAGCUCUUCUGAAGAGGAAGAAAUAGGAGAAGAUGGAGAAAAGAAGAAGAAAAAGAAGGAUAAAAAGAAGUGUGAUGGCAACAAACCAACUCAAGAGGGUGAAGAGAAGAAAGGGUUGCUAGAUAAGAUCAAGGAGAAGCUGCCCGGCGGCAAGAAGGCGGAGGAGGUGGCUACACCCCCACCGACUCCAGCGGCGGCAGCCGAUUGCGCCGAGGAGAAGGAGAAGAAAGGGUUCUUGGAUAAGAUCAAGGACAAAAUCCCUGGCUACUCAAAGACUGAUGAAGAGAAGGAGAAUGAAAAGGAAGCUGUUUGCAAUUAAAUAAUUAAGAUAAUAAAUAUUAUUAGUGUUUUGAAUAAGUUGUCAAUGUUUAAUUUGUGAUUGUGAUUAUUAUUGUGGUGUUGUUUGGUUUGUUAACAGUGUCAGGCAUGUUAAUUAAGCUAGUGUACGUACCAUUCGUGUGA
Salvia hispanica is the source of this 784-nucleotide messenger RNA. Its product is annotated as dehydrin ERD14. Gene Ontology annotation, cellular component: cytosol; membrane. Gene Ontology annotation, biological process: cold acclimation; response to water deprivation; response to abscisic acid. The record is from RefSeq and is a predicted model, not a curated record. Lineage: Eukaryota; Viridiplantae; Streptophyta; Magnoliopsida; Lamiales; Lamiaceae.